AUGGAAGAAUCCCUCGUUCUCUCCAAAUUCGAUAACCUCGUCCAAUCUGGCCUCGUUCUAUACGACGACAAACAGCAAAUAAUCGAGCACAUUGACGGCCACCUCAAAUUCCAAUUUGUUCUUACUUCUGCUCUCGCCAAAAAGCCCACCCUAACAACCGCCCAGCCCCAGUCCGAGGCCGAUACCCCAAAGUCCGAAAAGCGAGAAGGCAGUGACAUCAGCACCACUGGGUUUGAGCUCGGCGCGCUAGAUAGCCACUUUUUGAUCGUGAACAAGUUCUGCUUUGCGCGGCCUCACCUUAUGCUUCUCACGAGUGAUGGAUACAAACGACAGUAUGAGGCGCUCAACGAGGCCGAUCUAGGAAGCAUGUGGCAGAUACUGGUGUCUAUGGAGAGGGACUACGUUGGGUUUUACAACUGCGGCCAGAACGGUGGAUGUAGUCGGUUGCAUAAGCAUAUGCAGUUGAUGCCCAUGCCGUCAAACAGUUUUGCGGCCUUUCUGGAUGCUCCCAACGAGCCUGAGACGAAAGUUCCGUUGGAGUGGUUCUAUCGACGCUUUGAGGGUGAGGUGACGCCUGCUACAUUGAUCGGGGCUUACAAAGACCUGCUGGAGGAGGCUACCAAGGUGGGCGGGGACUAUAUGGCAAGUGCACCGCCCGGGGCAGUCUGUCCACAUAAUAUAAUUCUUACCAAGAGAUGGAUGAUCGUGCUGCCGAGGAGACAGGGCGGGAUUAAUAAGGAGGCUGGGGUUAAUUCGUUGGGUAUGAUUGGGAUAAUUGCCGUGGCUACAACGAAGGAGAUCGAUAAUUGGGUCAGGUUGGGUUUGACGGAGUCCCUAGCAGAGGUGGGGGUGCCUAAAGCGAUAUAG
Messenger RNA from Penicillium vulpinum, 867 nucleotides. RefSeq lists its product as uncharacterized. NCBI's taxonomy places the organism in Eukaryota, Fungi, Ascomycota, Eurotiomycetes, Eurotiales, Aspergillaceae. Gene Ontology annotation, biological process: nucleotide metabolic process. The record is from RefSeq and is a predicted model, not a curated record. Gene Ontology annotation, molecular function: ATP binding; ATP:ADP adenylyltransferase activity. The transcript is spliced from 2 exons. The coding region runs from base 1 to 867 and encodes 288 amino acids.